AUGGAUACUGUAUCCUUGUUUCCAACGGCUCCAAAUGAUUCUGACUCUGGAUAUUCUCACAGUUUCAUUCCCGCUCCAUCCAAUGUCGAAUUGAAUUCAGGACAGGGGCCUGUUACCGUUCCCGGUGCAUACACCGACCUUCCUGCGAUCAGUAAGGCCCAUUGGGAAAGAAUUGCAACCGCAUUCCGCUUGCCAGGACAUUAUGAUAGAGUUGUGGGUAGAAAUGCGACCUCUAUCAUCUCUAUACCUCGCACAUUUCCUUUCAACAACAAUUUCAAAGGAAGACUCUGGAUGCAUGUGGCAAUGACUCACCCACAGUAUGGUCUUCCUAAGCAUCCUGCCUUCGCUCUCGCCGCGACACACUUCCUAACCCAUAAUGUCGCCUUCGCUAUCAUGGUGGGUUGUUCCGAAAAUCAGAUUGAUAGCGUGAAGUAUCUAAUGCAGGGUUGGGGAGAUGCUGUUGAACAUCCACUUCUGAUGCUCGGCAUAUGUGCAGAGUUACAUUCAGAACGUCUAGAGCAUUUAACCGUAAAACAGGGCAAUGUCUACCAAAACCUGCUGAUGGAUGUGCAGAACAGCGCCACACGUAAUAGCAGAGAUAAAAUUAACUGGGAGUUGAUUGAGGACGUUCGUCGUGCCAGAGAACGGGGCAAAAGGAUUGAAGCUGAGGUAAACACAACUAGGCUUCAAAUAUCCAAUGCCGUCUCGUCAUCAAUCAGUAAGCUACUAGCGCAAUACAAGGCACAAUACGACACUAGUAGCGAUGGAAGCAACAGCACACCAAACCAGAUGACUGCUGACUCGAAUACCAAGUCUAUGCCAUGCUCAACUACGUCUUCCCGCAGCGAAGAUGCUAGUGGUACUAAUAAUGAGAUACGGCAAGCAUUGGAGUUGAAAAUCGACACGACGCGUAUCUUCGAGGAGCGGCUCAACGAUAUCCUUAGUCGGCUGGAUAGAUUGAGCGCUGAGUGCCGUAUCAGCGUUGAAGACAUAUCCUUUACAACAGAUAUUAUCAGAAGCGAGCUUGCACGGCAAGAAGCCUUAUCCAGUGCUGGAAAUUCCAGGCUUGGUGUUGUCAUUUCCUUGAUUGCAUUGAUCUAUCUGCCAUUGACGGCUGUUGCGAACAAUGACUGGAGAGACUGGAGAUACCGUCCCGUUGGCAAGGGCAACAUGCCAACAACAGACAGUGAUCUCGAAACUCGGCUGCCAGUUGUGUCUGGCUAUAUCGCCAUAUACUUUCCCGUCGCUAUCGGCCUGACGAUUGUAACACUGACCUCAUUUGUGCAUUUUUACUGCCAGUAUGGUAAUGAUCCGCUACCGGACACAAAACUAGGAAAUCACAGUUCCAACAACACACAAGCUACUGAGCAAAACUUCAAGACAAUCCCCGGAAACCUUAGCAGAGCCAUAGAGAAACUUCGACGAUCAUACCACCCUCUCACCUUAGCUUCGUCGUCAACAUAUUUGUCGCCACAUAGAGAAACGGCUGUUCAACAAGGCCAACCGGUCCCACCAACGGACGAACCUCCACAGGAUAGCCAGGAACCUCCACUGAAUCGCUAUACGCUCUCCAGGCCCUCACGUCAGCCGAUAUUAUCAUCUAGCACCCUGGAAUCCGUGAUAGAAUCUGUGAGCUUGAGAAAAUCUAUUCAGCGGCCCCGAAGUCUGCCCUCUGUUCCAGUAGCCCACUUUACACAACAAGGCAACAAUAACGAUUCCUUGCCGCAUUCAACCACAGCGCUGGAGUUAGACACGACUGGCAUAGCGAUGACAAACGAAGUUUCUGCCCAGGAGACGGAGAGGAAAAUUCUCUCAGAUACUCCGGACCAUAAAAUGGUCUAAAGGCAUGUGAAAUCACCAUACUGAAUUCGGGGUCUCACAUGGUCUUAUGCUGAGGGUUGGCAAUCUUGCAAAUGAUGACAUUCUCUUCUUUGAGUUGCAAUCCAGCCCACUAACGUUCUAUCUCAGCAUACACAGACAUUUGAUCCAAGUCUAAGAGAUACACCUCCUCCGGGGUCCUCAAUAUUAGCUUAGCACUUUCUAUUUUCUAUCAGAUUUUUUUCUUUGCUUAAACAACAAUUAUAUGAUACAUCAGUGAGAGUGGACCACUGCAAGUUAGUAAAUGGAGAACUAGCAAACUAUCUUCGAGAU
This is a messenger RNA of Xylaria bambusicola, 2151 nucleotides long. RefSeq lists its product as uncharacterized. The transcript is spliced from 4 exons. Bases 1 to 1842 code for a protein of 613 amino acids. The record is from RefSeq and is a predicted model, not a curated record. Lineage: Eukaryota; Fungi; Ascomycota; Sordariomycetes; Xylariales; Xylariaceae.